Molecule: messenger RNA, 2114 nt
Organism: Culex pipiens pallens (northern house mosquito)
Lineage: Eukaryota; Metazoa; Arthropoda; Insecta; Diptera; Culicidae
Product: protein SPT2 homolog
Exons: 2
Coding region: 149-2002 (617 amino acids)
Biological process (GO): nucleosome assembly; regulation of DNA-templated transcription
Cellular component (GO): nucleolus
Molecular function (GO): histone binding; DNA binding
Source: RefSeq, a predicted model, not a curated record
UGUCACAUUCCACACCAACGAAAAAAAAAGAAAAACUUCGUUCAGUGGCAAUCGUCCUCUUUCUCGUUAUGGCUCUUCGUUUUUCCGUCUGAAUCCGAGGAAAAACACUAAUUUCGCGUAGGAAUCUGUGUGGAAUCGACGUUCCACCAUGGACUUUGGCAAGCUGCUGAGCGUAGCUCAGCGCAAUGCGGCCUCCUCGACCAACAGCGAACCCAAGGCUGAGUCCCGCUACUACCCGGCCAAGUUUGCGCCGCCCAAGAAGGAGUCCAAGGACAAGAAGCUGUCGGCGAACAUCCAGAAGUUUCUGGCCAAGCGGGAGCAGGAGGAGCGCCAGAAGGAGGAGGAGGCCCGCCGGAAGCGGGAGGAGCUGAACGCGAAGCGUGACCCGAAGGCCAAGCGGAAGAUCGAGAAGAUGCUGAAGGUGAUCCGGUCGGCGAACAAGUCGGUGCUGGACGACGCGAUCGACACGCAGGACACGGCCGUGACGCUGCAGGGCCCGGAACAGCCGGACGAGGACGAUUACGGGUACACGUCGAACGUGGCGUCCGCGAUCUACCAGCAGCUGAUGGACAAGUACAAGGCGACGCCGGAGGAGAAGAAGUUCAAGGACGGGGAGAAGCGGACCAUGUCGAAGGAGGAGAUGCAAAAGGCGAAGGCGCGUGUGAAAGACGCGUUGAACCGGGUUCAGGAGGAGGAGAAUGCUCCGAGGACGAGGAAGAGGAAGGAUGGGACUGGGGGGGAGGGGAGUACGAGGGAGGAGACGGCCGGAAGUAGCAAGAAGGUUGUGGGUCCGGAUCGGUACGAUCCGGAGGAGGAGCGGAAGAAGGAAGCGGAAGCAAAGGCGAAAGAGGAAGCCGCGAAGAAGAAGGUGAAAAGGCCGCAGGGACCUCCUCCGCCGGAUUUCGCCACGCUGCUCAAGCUGGCCGAGCAGAAGCAGAUGGAACCGGUCAAGCUGGAGACGCCGCUGGAUACGUUGGAGAAGAAGAAGAAGGAACCGGAACGGUUGAUGACCAAGAAGGAGAAGAAAGAGUACGAGGAGCGGAUGGCUUACUUGGAGGAGAAGAAGAUCCGGGACCGGAUACGGAACGAUCCGAAGCUGUCGGAGAAGGAGAAACAGAUCAAGUUGGCAAGGUAUGACGCGAUGAAGUCCGGGAAGGCGCCACCGGCGCCGUCCGCGACCUCAACUGGCGCGGCCAAACCCGUCAACGUGAUGGCCCCGAACGGCCGCAUUCCGAAGCUCAACUCCGGCACGGACAAACCAGCUGCCACGGUCACUUCCACCAGCAAACCCGCGCUCAAGCCACCGACUUCAGCUUCAUCUUCAAAACCGGAAGAGCGACGUUCCAGCGCUCCCUCGAAACCCGUUGACCCCGCCCGAAGCAAGCUGGAAGCGGCCCUCACCUCCAAGAAGCCAACCUCUUCAACGCCCUCGAAACCCACCCCGACGCCCUCUUCAAGCGCCGCCAAGAAGCCAAUCUCAAGCGCCACUUCCGGCAAACCCUCGACAUCGUCGUCGUCAUCCGCCAAAGUGGCCCCACCCGCCUCCAACGGCCAACCCAAAUCUCGACCAUUCCCCCCGGCGGACGUCCAACGGACGCGCCAAUUCCCCCCACCGGACGUCCAGCGCAAACGACCUGGACCUCCCCCAUCCUCCUCUUCCUCCUCCCAGUUCAAGAAGCGCCGCCCCGUCAUCGAGGACUCGGACUCCGAGUACGACUCCGAGAUGGACGACUUUAUCGACGACGAGGGCGCCGAGGAGGACAUCUCGUCCCACAUUCGGGCCAUCUUCGGCUACGACAAGAGCCGCUACCGGGACGAGGACUUUGACGACCGCACGAUGGAGUCCAACUUUGCGCAGGUCCAGCGCGAGGAGUACAUCAGCAAGAAGAUUGGCCUGCAGGAGGACCUCGAGGAUAUGCGGCUCGAGGAGGAGGAGAAGCGGCAGAAGGCGCUCGCGAAGAAGAAGGCGGCGGCCAAAGGGAGUGGUGGUAAGAGGAAGUGAGGGGGGAGGUUAAAGAUUUUUGUUUUUCUUUUUUGGAAUUUAUUUUAUUACGGUUUAUUUAUUUUAAUUUACUAAAUAUUUGCCUUCUUAUGCAUUAUUACUAUAUUGAUAA